Messenger RNA from Gadus macrocephalus (Pacific cod), 3031 nucleotides. RefSeq lists its product as uncharacterized. The transcript is spliced from 2 exons. Bases 1 to 1467 code for a protein of 488 amino acids. NCBI's taxonomy places the organism in Eukaryota, Metazoa, Chordata, Actinopteri, Gadiformes, Gadidae. Gene Ontology annotation, molecular function: nucleic acid binding; zinc ion binding. The record is from RefSeq and is a predicted model, not a curated record. Gene Ontology annotation, biological process: DNA integration.
AUGGCGGGAGAAAGGGUGCUGAAGGCUCGCGCAGCACUGAAGAAAAAGAACAGCGGAUCUUCGACAGAGAUGGCGUGUUGGCGGUGCGGUGAAAGGGGACAUCGAAAAGAUGAGUGCACAAGCCACAGCGACAACGCCUGCAGGAAGAAAGAGCGUGCACAAAGGUCCAGGUGUGCUCGCGCUGAAGAUCACGGCGGUGGUGGCAACGGCAGCGGCAGUGGUACCAGCAACAGCAGCGGCGGUGGCAGUAGCAGAGGCGGCGGCAGCAGCGGUGGUAGCAGUGGCGGUCGGGCAGCGAAUGGUGGACGGAUCGAGGCGCGGGGACCCGCGAGAGACGACUUCACAUUCCGGGCAGAGACCGAGGUCACCUGCAAGCCAGCGCAGCAGCGGCAGAUUGAGGGAAAAGGGCUGAUCGUCGACACUGGCGCGACAUCCCACAUGCUGAACGACAGGAGCCGGUUCAAGUCCUUCGACAGCACAUUCAAGCCGGAGAGCCACAGCAUGGAGCUGGCCGACGGGAGGCGGACAUUCGGGUUGGCGGAAGGCAGAGGAGACGCACAGGUGUGUCUCACCGACAGCGACGGACGAACAUGUACAGUGACUCUCAAGAACGCCCUGUACAUCCCUUCGUUCCCACAAGAACUCUUCUCCGUGAAGUGUGCCACUGCACACGGUGCCAAGGUACUCUUCGAGGAAGGUAACGAUGUUCUUGUAGCGCCUGAUGGUGCAAGGUUUAGCAUUCAAGUGUGUGACAGAAUGUAUUACUUGCAAACCAAGUGUGAUGACAAUGAUGUGUGCAAUGUUAGCCAUGAUAUUCAAACCUGGCAUGAAAUUAUGGGGCAUUGUAACUAUGAUGACAUACUGAAACUGCAGGAUGUAACCCUAGGCAUGCACAUUAAGGGUGCAAAGCGUAAGCCUGAAAAGGAAUGUCAUGUGUGCAUAGAGGGGAAGUUUACUCGGACGAGAAACAGAAAUGCAACAGACAAGGUGAAAACACCACUGGAGUUGGUAAACACUGAUCUAGCUGGUCCAGUGACCAAUGGUUCAAUCGAGGGUUACAGGUACAUGCAAUCUUUCACAGAUGUGUACACAGGAGUAGUAUUCACAUACUUCCUCAAAGCAAAGAGUGAUGCCGUACUGGCUACUGAAAAGUUCUUGGCUGACAUAGCGCCUUAUGGCAGUGUGAAAUGCAUCCGGUCAGACAACGGGACCGAGUUCACAAGCAGAGAGUUUAAGACACUCCUGCGAAAGAACAAGAUCAGACAAGAGACGUCCUGUCCUUACUCCCCACACCAGAAUGGGAUAGCUGAGAGGGAAGGGUGCACUCUCUUUGAGAUGGCAAGGUGUAAGCUCAUUGACAGCAACUUACCUAAGAGUCUAUGGCAUUACGCCGUUCAGGAAGCAGCAUACACCAGAAACCGAUGCUUUAACAAGCACAUAGGCACAACACCAUACACACUGCACUGACAGGGAAGAAGUGUGAUCUAGCCAACAUGCACAAAUUCGGGUCAGAGUGUUAUGCGUACAUACAAGAAAAGGGUAAACUAGAUCCCAGGUGUGAGAAGGGUCUUUUCGUAGGGCACGACAAAGGCAGCCCAGCCUAUCUAGUUCACUACCCCACCAAAGGUAAAGUGCAGAAGCACAGACUGGUCAAGUUUAUCACUAAGACCACAUGUGACAGCGAGACUCAGACUCAGGACUUAGGACUUGACCCCAUUGUAAAUAGUGACAAGACCGACGCACCACAGCCCAGUGCUCAGAGCACACACGUACAGACUGACAGUCCACAAUCCCCAGAGGAUGAUGGCGAGGAGCACCAAAAGGUGACGCCACAGGCCCCAAGCAGUGGGAGGUACCCCACUAGAGAGCGUAAGCCCCCAAGUUAUCUCUGUGAUUAUGCUACUGAGGAUGAUAGUGGUGAUGAUGAUAGCACACUCACCAGUGUUGACUAUUGCUACCGAGCAGUGUGCGGUGUGCCACUGACCUUUAAGCAGGCUAUGACAUCAUCACAAGCAGGUAAAUGGGAGAGGGCAAUGGACGAGGAGAUGCAGUCAUUGGAGGAGAACCAGACCUUUACCCUGACAAAAUUGCCAGAGGGCAGAAAGACAGUGGGAGGUAGGUGGGUAUACUCAAUUAAAGAGGGUGGUGAUGGGUGUGAGCAGUACAAGGCCAGAUUUGUGGCGAAGGGGUAUAGCCAGAGAGAGGGGAUAGAUUAUGGUGAGACAUUCUCCCCCACGGCAAAUAUGACCAGUGUGCGUGUAGUCAUGCAAAAGGCAGCACAAGAGAACUUGGUACUACACCAAAUGGAUGUAAAAACGGCGUAUCUACACGCACCCAUUGACCGAGAAAUGUACAUGGAACAACCUGAAGGGUAUGGAUUCCUAUGAAUAUGUUCCAACUGUUGUUCAUGAGGAUAACCAGGGCACUAUUGCACUUGUGAAGAACCCUGUGUGCAGACAAAGGUGCAAACAUGUUGACAUCAAGUAUCACUUCAUAAGGUCAACCAUUAAAGAUGGGAAGAUGACACUUGUUUAUUGUCCAACAGAUGAGAUGGUAGCAGAUGCUAUGACCAAGCCUGUCUCAAAGGUUAAACUGAGGAAAUUUUCAGAAGUCAUGUUUGGUGUAAGCAUCUAAUGAAUAGUAAAUAUGUUUUUGAUUUAAUUCUGUAUUUGUUUAUUCUGAUUGUUAAAAGCUGUACAGGAUACAGGUCACUCAUAAGUGGGAGUGUUGACAUAAGUAUGUAUGAUUGAUUGUGAUGUAUUCUGUACUGUAUAUCUGUUCCACACCACAAGGGGGCGUUAUCAGUUUGAUAAGAGAUGUGAUAUGAUUGGUGACGUCAUGCCCCCUAUAAAUAUGAAUGUUCUGGACUUGAUCAUUCUCUUGGCCCGCUCCCAACAUGAAGGCUGGAAGAGCAGUUUAGUUAUUUACUACAAAAUAAAUAUGCCUUGAGGCUGAAGAGUAAAACUCGUCUCGUCUACUUUUCUGUUGUUGCACUGUUGGACUCCUGCUGUGCUAGUAGUGCUCCUGCUAA